Messenger RNA from Aureobasidium namibiae CBS 147.97, 1728 nucleotides. RefSeq lists its product as uncharacterized. Gene Ontology annotation, molecular function: ubiquitin protein ligase activity; zinc ion binding; ubiquitin conjugating enzyme binding. Gene Ontology annotation, cellular component: cytoplasm; ubiquitin ligase complex. The transcript is spliced from 6 exons. The coding region runs from base 1 to 1728 and encodes 575 amino acids. The record is from RefSeq and is a predicted model, not a curated record. Gene Ontology annotation, biological process: positive regulation of proteasomal ubiquitin-dependent protein catabolic process; protein polyubiquitination; ubiquitin-dependent protein catabolic process. NCBI's taxonomy places the organism in Eukaryota, Fungi, Ascomycota, Dothideomycetes, Dothideales, Saccotheciaceae.
AUGGAUACUCUGGUGCAGACGCUCAGGCGCUUCGCAGUGGUGGAAGUGCUUGGUGUUAAGGUCGCUACAGAAGUCGAAGCGACUAUCGCAAACAUCCAAGAGAUCAAAAAUCACAUGAUUGAGAUCAUUCUGCCCAAGAUAGAAAGGGUUCUCGAUUGCACUCCGGAAGUCGCACAUGAAGAUCAACCUGCUGAGACUCGCACCUACAUUCACCAGCUGCAGGCUAAAUCCGACAUGAAGGAUCUUGUCAAAGUCUUGGGCAUGCUGUUUCGCCUAUGCGCGACUCUCGUUGGAACCAACCCCAAGUACCGAAGACACUACACACCAGCCCAGAUCGACCGGACCAUCAUGAUCUUGAGAUACCAUCUGGAACACGACAGCAUGAAGCACUGGCGAAAGACCACAACAGCUUUUGGUCAGAUGACCGAGUGUGACGUUCGCAGAGAUAAGCAUGAGAAUGUCUUUACCCCUGAAUGCGAUCACGCUUAUUGCUUCCCAUGUCUGAAUCAACUUUCCAAGCAAUUCAUCCGUCAGGAGUCCACGUUCCCCGUUUCCUGCUGCAACCAUGAAGUUUCCUACGGCCAAGUUCAGAAGGAGUCGGAACUUCAUGUCCGUAUUCAGUUCGCCGCAGCUCAAGAGGAGUACUCAAGGCAUCAUCCAUACAGAAAAAUUGGCAAUCCAUUGAUCUCUAUCUCGCGCGACCGAUCAUUGACCAAGAACUUCUCCCACACCAGCAUGACUGGUAUCAUUUCUUCGAUUGUUGCGACGAGUGUUGGCGCCGGCGACACUUCUACAGAUGCCGCGGUUGCUCAACACAGUCCCCUGCCAACCGGCAAAUGUACCAUGGGAGAUGCUGGCCUCGAGUCUCUUGCCAGAACUCAAGGAUGGCAAACCUGCAACCGCUGCAAAUCCGUGGUUCAACUGAGCAUGGGCUGCAACCAUGUCACCUGCCGUUGUGGCCAUCAGUUCUGCUAUGUAUGCGGCGCACCUUGGAAGACCUGUGGCUGCCAGCAGUGGUCAGAAAGAAACCUCCAGCAAAUCCUCGCUAUCCAGAACCGCGAGGAACCUCUUCCUGCUGGUGGCAUCUGUUGCGUUCGCCACGACUGGUGGAUCGAGCGUGGUCGUGCACCUUGCGGUGAAUGCGGUCGCCGUCGUCGUGCUCUGAGAUGCCGCAACUGCCCUUCGGUUACCUGCCGCGAGUGCAGAGACAGGGCCGGCGCCUUCGGUCUCUUGGGCAUCGGCGAACGAAAUCUUUCAAAGACGAGCACCGGCGACAAGCAUGUUUCCAUGGACAAAUGCAUUCUUCAAGCGAACCAUACUCCUUUUUCAACGACCAAUACGCGCCUUCAGCGAGCUCAGCCACGAGCCUUUUCCAGUGAUGCACCCAAGCUCUUUUCCAGCGACAGGCCCUUUUUUUCCAAUGACAGCCUUGUUGUCUUUUCAGCAACGGACACCUCGUUCGAAGAUGGACCUUUUCCUCGGCAAACGAGUUUCUUCUCAGUACCCGGCGUGCAUUUCAAGCAACUCCGGCAACCAGCAAAGUUUCCUUUUAUCACAAGCACUUUAAAUUCUUCUUCUUUCAGCUUCCAGCAAUCAGCAUUCAACGUCAGGAUGCUCUCUCAACCUCUUCCCUGGAAGCAACACACCUCCUUUUCGAGCAAUGACCUUCGCCUUUUCACUCCAGCGACAAACUCUGUCCGCAGCAUCCAACGCCUUCUUUCCGUUUAA